UUGGGCCCCGCCAAUGGAAGACUAAGUUCCAGAAAUGCAGCAGAAGCCUCCAGUCACCCAUUGACCUGACGGGCCACACAGUUCGCCACCAACAGAUCCUGCCCCUGGUGUUACGUACAGCAGACGGAGCAACUACCACUCCCGUUAGGGUCAAGAACGAUGGCGCCUCGGUGUUCAUGAAACCGACCACGUCCAACGUGAUCAUCGAGGGCGGUUCUCUACCUGGUCAGUUUGUGGUCACUAACCUGCACUUUCACUGGGGUCAAAGCGACAAGGACGGUUCUGAGCAUCGAAUCGCUGGCAAGGCCUACCCUCUAGAGAUACACAUCGUGACCUUCAACCGGAAGUAUCGAAACCUGCAGGAAGCCUCUGGAGCCAGUGACGGAAUUCACGUCAUCGCAGUUCUGUACGAGGUCAGCAAGAGCAGUAAUUCAGGACUCAACAUUUGUACCAGCAAACUGGACUCUGUGGUAGAUAUUGGAUCCGAGGUGGACGGUGGAAGCGUCGAUAUCAGCAGUAUACUGCCAGGUCCGAGUGUGCCGAUUUUUCGGUACCGAGGUAGCCUGACCACGCCCCCCUGUACGGAGAACAUCAUCUGGUCAGUGUACGCCAGACCACAGGCGAUUUCCGUUGAGCAG
Messenger RNA from Candidula unifasciata, 638 nucleotides. The record is from the annotation of a GenBank genome assembly. Lineage: Eukaryota; Metazoa; Mollusca; Gastropoda; Stylommatophora; Geomitridae.